Myotis davidii is the source of this 1385-nucleotide messenger RNA. RefSeq names its product taperin (gene TPRN). The record is from RefSeq and is a predicted model, not a curated record. Bases 1 to 1293 code for a protein of 430 amino acids. The transcript is spliced from 5 exons. Gene Ontology annotation, molecular function: phosphatase binding. Gene Ontology annotation, biological process: stereocilium maintenance; sensory perception of sound; auditory receptor cell stereocilium organization. Gene Ontology annotation, cellular component: stereocilium base. NCBI's taxonomy places the organism in Eukaryota, Metazoa, Chordata, Mammalia, Chiroptera, Vespertilionidae.
AUGACGCCCAGCCCUGCCAGUGCCACUCCCAGCCAGCGCCGCUGGGUCUCCUCGGCCACCAGCGCCAACGACUCCUUCGAGAUACGGCCGGCCUCCAAGCCCGACAUGGACACGAUUCCCGCGGGGGACCUGCAGGCCCGGGCCCUGGCCAGUCUCCGUGUGAACUCCCGCAACUCCUUCGUGUUCGUCCCCAAGCGCAAGGCCACCGGGGCCCCUCCGCCCCAAGGGAGGCGGCCUGUGCGGCUGCCAGAGGGAGAGGCCGUCAGGGCCUCCCAGCGCCCUCAGCGCGGAGCCCAGCCGGUGCCUGGAGCUGACGGUGCACCUGUGGGAGAGAGGAGCCCCUUGGGGGUCCAGGAGGGGGCCUGCCCCAGGCCAGCCACUGCCCUAGUGGACCAGGCUGUCAGGUGGCAGAGGCCAUCCUCGCCGCCCCCAUCCCUCCCGGCAGCCGCCGAAGCUGAGCCUUCCCAGGGCUUCGGGGUGUCCGGCUUGGCCAAGAAUGGCGGGGAGCCCGGAAGGCCAGGGCUGCCCGUCACCUUCAUCGAUGAGGUGGACUCGGAGGAUGAGGUCCCCCAAGAAGCCAAACUGCCCUGCUCCGGGGCCAGGGGGCCUCCCCGGUACCAUACAUCGGAGCUCCUGCACCAAAGUGGCAACACCUUCACGGUGGUGCCUAAGAGGAAGCCAGGGGUCCUGCCGGCCAAUGGGGAGCCCGGGCCACUGGAGGCUGAGGAAGUGGAGGUGGACCCCCUGUCGGAGCCCCCUGCUGUGCUGGGGACCGGCCUGAAGAAGCGUUACCCCACCGUGCACGAGAUUGAGGUGAUUGGCGGCUACCUGGCCCUGCAGAAGUCCUGCCUCACCAAGGCUGGCUCCUCGAGAAAGAAGAUGAAGAUCUCCUUCAAUGACAAGAGCCUGCACACCACGUUUGAGUACCCGUCCGAGAGCUCCCUGGUGCAGGAGGCCCAGGCGGAGGCCGAGGGCGAGGAGGAGGAAGAGGAGGAGGAGGAGGAGGAGGGCGGCUCCGGCCUGAAUGGGGCAGUGGAGAAGCCCCUGGCGCUCUUCCUGCCCAGAGCCACCUUCGUGCACAGCGUGGUGCCCGACAGCCCUCGCCUGCCAGACGGCAGCUCAGGCCUGUCCAGCUACACUCCAAAGCACUCCAUGGCCUUCAGCAAGUGGCAGGAGCAGCCUUUGGCACAGGCCCCGGGGGAGGUGGAGCCCUCACUGAAGGAGGUCAUGCUCACCCCCGCCAGCCACAACGACCUGUCGGACUUCCGCAGCGAGCCAGCCCUGUAUUUCUGACGCCAGUCCCCCCCGGACGGCCAAGCUCCACCCUCAUUCUGCAGACCCCCUUCUGCCCCACCAGCUCUGCUCCCCCGAAGCCCACUCCUUUC